Molecule: messenger RNA, 618 nt
Organism: Striga hermonthica
Lineage: Eukaryota; Viridiplantae; Streptophyta; Magnoliopsida; Lamiales; Orobanchaceae
Source: the annotation of a GenBank genome assembly
AUGAUAUUCAUUUCGUGCUCUAAGAGAAAUUACACCCUUUCUGGCUAUUACUGCCCUACGGGAUUUUUCAUUUCAUGGUUUUGGAAUAAUGCAUGCAUUGCAAUUCAGGCAAUGAGGUUCGGAAAUCUUCCCCCAUGGGCCAAUGAACUAUCGUGCAUUAUACGAGAGAAUGUUCUCUUGGAUGGUUUUUCUUCCAAAUGCAUGGGCCCAAAAGUUAGUGAUAGCAAUAAGGAAAGCCAUAUUUUUCCAUCAGAAAUAUUAUGGAGAGAACCACUGUUCGACCAAUUUAUAGUGAACAUAUACCAGCCAGGUGAGGGGAUCUGUGCCCAUGUCGACUUAAUGCGUUUUGAAGAUGGAAUAACGAUAAUCUCAUUGGAGUCAUCGUGUGUGAUGCAUUUCAGCUCGGUCGAAGCUGAAGUCAAAGGAUCUGUUGUACCCGCAGCUAAGAUUCCUGUACUUUUAACCCCAGGGUCUCUGGUUUUGAUGUGGGGUGAGGCACGAUACCUAUGGAAGCACGAGAUUAAUCGUAAGCCAGGUUUCCAAAUCUGGCAAGGCCGAGAAAUCAACCAGAAGAGAAGGGUAUCUGUGACGUUUAGGAGGCUAUGUCGAACUGAAUGA